This is a messenger RNA of Fusarium coffeatum, 1392 nucleotides long. RefSeq lists its product as uncharacterized. Lineage: Eukaryota; Fungi; Ascomycota; Sordariomycetes; Hypocreales; Nectriaceae. The transcript has 4 exons. The record is from RefSeq and is a predicted model, not a curated record. The coding region runs from base 1 to 1392 and encodes 463 amino acids.
AUGCCGCCUCGAUCUUCUUUGACGUCCUCUUUCUCUAUUACAGACUCCAACAAUGAGGUAGUCUGCCCUCUUCGCAACCAAGAUGGCUCCAGCUGUCGCAAGAGGUGCAUUGGUGAAAAACGAUAUCGCUCCAUGCAGGAGCAUAUCCGCCGCGCGCAUCCCGAGCAUUACAUUUCGAAGCUGCCAGCUACCGAGGAGAGUUUCUUGUUGAUGAUCAACACUCCACCAUCGGAGCGCCGUCCUCUUGAUCAGACCUCAGCCCCAAAUGCUCAGGGUUUGUCUCACUCUCAUUCAAAUGUGCCCCCGCCCAUUGACCACCUUCAAGUUUUUCAUGAGCGACACAACUACCAUCGCGACGAGUCGAGUAAUCCAGGCACUCCGCGCCUCAUAGAUGACUUCACUAACGGUGGGCCGGUGUCUGGCCCGAUGUUGGGUACUGCCAACGCAGCGGCAGCACUGGCCGAACUCCAUGGCGUCAAAAGUGAGCGUGACAUGGACAUGGACGGUGAAUAUUAUUCAGAUAUGGACGUUCGACGUAGACCACGAACUUCUAUUGAACUACCGCCACUCAAUCUUCCAAAUCACGACAUUACGAGUGAUCCUUAUUCCUCUACAAAAUCUAACAGACAGCGCGACUUUCUCCCUUCCAUUCUUGCAAACUCGCCUCCUGGAAGAUCAUCUACACUCCCGCCUCUUCAACGCCCCAUAGGCCCUAAUCGUCCUCGUAAACAAUCAGUAACGAAGAGAGGAAGGGAAGCCCAUCAUAAGAAGAAGAAUUCAAAGGGAACAGCAAAUGAUUGGCUACGUCGAAUACAAAACGAAGAGCGAUAUAGACCGGGCAAUGAUCGGAAAGCUCUUUCAGCUGAGCCGUCUGCGGACUUUGGGAAACGAUGGGAGGAUUUGAUUGACGCAGCUGACCAAGCGGCUUCUGCUGCUGGUGAUAUUGACGAAGAUCGCACUCCUGUUCCCCAAUCUCCAGUUUCAAUGCAUAGGUCAUCAUUGCCGCCCUUCUCUCAACAGCCUCAAUUUCAGCCGGCAAGCUACCAGGCCUCGCCUCUUCAGCAGGCACUUACACCUCCUUCCUAUGGCCAGGAUGCUGUGGAGCCCUUUCCUUCCGUCGAAAGUGGUGAAAGUGGCGAGAACUUUCAUAUGGGGACCCGGGGGCUUUCUGAUUCGUCACCGACAUACUCGGCUCAAAACAUUCAGAUAUACUGCGCUGCCUGUCAAGGAUUUUCUCUACUCAAAGAUUCUUAUGCAUGCACCGAAUGCAUUUGCGGCCUUUGCCCAACUUGCGUAGAGGUUCUUAUGACAGACCAUGGAGCAAGAAGGAAGUGUCCCCGCUGUGCUACAAUUGGCGGGCGGUUCAAGCCUUUCCAGCUCGACAUCAGAUAA